This is a messenger RNA of Adineta steineri, 972 nucleotides long. The record is from the annotation of a GenBank genome assembly. Lineage: Eukaryota; Metazoa; Rotifera; Eurotatoria; Adinetida; Adinetidae.
AUGAGUCGACUUUGGAAAAUCGGCUCAAUCUUUUCUCGUGUAUCAGGUAUGAUCGAAGGUGGACAUUUAAAAACUACAGAUAUACCUAUUUGGUAUUCGAUUUAUAAACGUUUUCCACCAAUACGUGAACCAAGAUAUUUAUCUUUAACUGAAGGUGAUAUACCAAAAGCUUACAAUCCACCUAAAUUAUUAUAUAAUGAAGAUAUAAUAAGACAAGCUUAUUAUGAAGAUGUUGAUGAUGGUGAAAUAAUAAAAUUGAAGAAUAAUGAUAGAAAAUCACGUUCACAAGUAUUUAUUGAUGAAUAUUUUAAAUUAAAAUCAAAACAAACAACGCCUACUUCGCACACAAAAUUAUUUCGAUUAACCUUAGAAUAUUUACAACAACAUGGACAUCCAAUUAUGUUUAAAAUAGGUAGUGAAGACAAAUAUCCCGAAAUCACAUCGGAAUCAAAUGAAGCAACUAAAUCAAUUGAUAAGAACAAUGAACAAAUACAAAAUCUAUCUGUCGAUACAUUUGAAACGGAAUGGGAACGUAAUCAUAGCGAAGGUUAUUUCCCAUUAGGUAAAAAUACAUAUCAAUAUCGUCGACUUCAACCUCAUCGUGUUCAAACAUCAUUUGGUGAACAAGCUGUGAGUGAUUCGGGUAUUGCUCAUCGUCGUACAGAUGGUUAUGUACAUUCAACUGUACGUGGUGAUGAAGUUAGACAAGUAGAUAAUACAUAUAUGCCAGGUGAAAGUUUACAACCAUUAACACCACCAACAUUUAUUCAACAAAAUAUGCUUCGACAUGGCAAAGUACACAAUGUAUUUACACGUGAACAAUAUGAAAAAGAUCCAUUUUUAAAUUUACAAGAUCGAGUGAAAAAAUUAGAAUAUUACAAACAACCACCACUACAUAACAAAGUUUUUAAAAGAAAAUUUAAAGCAAAGAAAUUUCUUGUUGAUAUACCUGGAAUUUACGAUAAAAAAUAG